AUGGCCAAGUGCAAGUCACCAGCCAGAUCGGCAACCCAGGAGCAAGUAAGGAAACCUAAACUGGCCGGAAAAGUCAAGAAGCAGAAGAUUGGCCCGAAACUGAUCGAGGGUCGAUCGUUAACGCUUUUAAAAAAGGGAGAGGAGCUUGCUACCCUCUGCAAUGCCCAGGUCGCUGUGCUUAUUUAUGGCUUCAACGGCAGUGUGCAGACCUGGCCAAACAACUCGAACACCGUCAAAGACAUUUUAUUACAGUACAAGCACGCGGCCAGUAAGAAAAUAUCUGAGAGAUCAUUCAAAUCUAUGAAACAUAAAGUGGCUGAUACUACUGGAGAAGGGCUUAAUCAAAACCCUUGUUUUGAAGGGCUUGAUGAUCACACUGGUUAUAAGUUGCGGGAUGAGGAAUUUGGGAAGUUACCCCAGGAAUCAUUGAUGGGUUUGACUGGUAAUUUCUUAGAAUCCAAGGAACAGAAUUCGGACGAGACAAUCAACUUGAUUGAGGGUUCCUCACAACCUAUUGAGGGAUCAAAAGCUAUUGAUCAUCCUGACAACAAUAGUAAUUGUAACUCUCCUAUCGAGCUCGCUGAAAAUAUCUGGGAAGACCCGAUGUCUGAGGAUUUUGAUAAGGGCCAAACAUUGUUCACAGAUUCAAUUUGCCCAUGGCAAGCUUGUGAGUACACUGGUUUUGAUAGUGGUAUUGAGACUAGUACUAGUAACUCUUGUUUAGCAAAAUACCUACUACCCUAAUUCUCCCAGUAGUAUUGGGACUAGUACUAUUAGUAACACUGAUAGUGGGACUAGUACUA
Molecule: messenger RNA, 803 nt
Organism: Rosa rugosa (rugosa rose)
Lineage: Eukaryota; Viridiplantae; Streptophyta; Magnoliopsida; Rosales; Rosaceae
Product: agamous-like MADS-box protein AGL103
Exons: 1
Coding region: 1-744 (247 amino acids)
Molecular function (GO): protein dimerization activity; DNA binding
Source: RefSeq, a predicted model, not a curated record